AAUCUUUGAUCCUUUUGAUCGCGACGCAGAGCUCCAACCACACCUCAUCCCGCCGCGACAAAUUUCCCGUGAGAGCUCACCAGAUAUCAACCGCGCGGCCGAGAUCACCUGCACCAUGACGUCCACAAUUGGCAUCCCGAUCAAGCUGCUGAACGAGGCCGAGGGCCAUAUCGUGACCCUCGAGAUCACCUCCGGCACAACCUACCGCGGCAAGCUCCUCGAAGCCGAGGACAACAUGAACGUCCAGCUCAAGGACAUCACCGUCACCGCCCGCGACGGCCGUGUCUCGCAUCUCGACCAGGUCUACAUCCGCGGCUCGCACGUCCGCUUCUUCAUCGUCCCCGACAUGCUCCGCAACGCACCCAUGUUCCGCAGCCGCAACGUCAGGGGGAGAGGUGUCGGUCUCGCGAGGGGGCGCGCGACAGUCAGCAGGGCGCGCGCCGGCGGCCGGGGGCGGUAGAACAAUGCAUCAUCAUCGUCACCGGAAUGGGGUACGAGGGACAUUUGCGUUCGGCGUUUGGGAUGUGUGUAUGUUUUUUGGUCCUUAUCUGUUCAGAAUAUGGCUGGCCUGCUAUGCCAGAGUGACACCUCAGGAAACCCAAGGGGUGGUGGGUGCGUGACAAGACUUUUGCGACUAGGAAAUGCACAAAGAAAGGGCAGCAUG
This is a messenger RNA of Emericellopsis atlantica, 664 nucleotides long. RefSeq lists its product as uncharacterized. The transcript is spliced from 3 exons. Gene Ontology annotation, biological process: RNA processing; spliceosomal snRNP assembly. Bases 116 to 460 code for a protein of 114 amino acids. The record is from RefSeq and is a predicted model, not a curated record. Gene Ontology annotation, cellular component: catalytic step 2 spliceosome; precatalytic spliceosome; commitment complex. Lineage: Eukaryota; Fungi; Ascomycota; Sordariomycetes; Hypocreales; Bionectriaceae. Gene Ontology annotation, molecular function: RNA binding.